UGAUUUCAAAAAAAUCUGAAUCUUCAGAUAAAGAUGUAGUAUUUUGUCUGUAUUAAAUAUAGACUUUUGAAACAUAUGACAGCAUAUUAUUUCUAAAUUAUUAUAAAUUUAUAUUUUUUAGGGGGACAACUCAACAAUUAAGGCGAUUUUAGGGGUUUUUGACACCAACUUUAGGGAUAAAUAUUUUGGAGAGUUGGUAACACUGGGUCGUGGAUCCGCGGUUGGAUUGAAUAAUUUAAUUGGCUAAAUUAAAAUUAAUUAAAUAAAAUACCUAAUUUAUUUUCUAGCUAGCGCAAUUCUUAGACAUUGUUAAAUAAACGAGAAUAACUUAAAAUUUAACACAUCUUCGUUUGUGUAUUCAAACAGUUAUUUUAAUUGAUAGCAAUAGAAAUAGAAAACCAUUUUAAUUAACGUGAAAAUGCGUUACUGAAACCAUUUGCUCUCGUCUAAUGAACUAUUUCUAACUACAAAGUCCACAUUGCUGUGUUAAUUUAGAGGAUUUGCUCCAGUGUCGUUAAAAUGAGUUUAUUCAAGACAGUGGUAGCAGCUGCUGUCAACAAUGGGAAAAUUAGCUCUGGAAAUCUGCGCCUGCGUCCCCUGCUGUCGUGCGCGCCGGUCGCGCUGGCGUGGGACCGCGGCGCGCACGCGCAGGACGUCACCAAGAACAUCCAGUACAUCACCAACGAGAAGAUCAAGCUCAACACAGACCCCAAGACCAUGAAGUUAGACAAACAGCUGAACAGACCGACAUGCGUGAUGAUCAACUGGCUGCUGGCGCGACAGAAGCACGUGAUGAAGUACGCGAACCUGUACUUGGAGCAGGGCUUCGACGUGGUCUCCGUGUCGUGCACGCCGUGGCAGCUCAUGUGGCCGCUGAAGGGCUCCCAGUUGGUGGCAGCGGACCUGGUGAAGUUCCUUGCAGCCAACGAGAGCGAGCAUCCCUUGGUGCUGCACGGCUUCUCCGUGGGCGGCUACAUCUGGGGCGAGGUGUGCGCCCAUGUCAUGGACAAUAAACAGCUGUACCAGCCGGUGAUAGACCGCGUGGCCGCCCAGGUGUGGGACUCCGCCGCCGACAUCACGGAGAUCACCAUCGGCGUGCCGGCCGCCGUCUUCCCCAAGAACAAGAUCAUGAGGAAGACCCUCAAGGCAUAUAUGGAAUACCACAUGAAGACGUUCCACGACGCGGCGACCGUGCACUACAUCCGGUCGUCGCAGCUGUUCCACACCAACCCGUGCCACGCGCCCGCGCUGUUCCUGCUGUCCAGCAGCGACCCGGUGGGCGCCGAGCGCAGCAACCGCAGCGUCUACGACUCCUGGCUCAAGAUGGGGAUGAAGUGCACAUGGCAGUGCUGGGACCGCUCCCCCCACGUCCAGCACUUCACGAAGCACCGCGACGAGUACGUGGCGCUAGUACGCGCACACCUGCGCGACAACGUGCUCGCGCUGCGGGAGAGGACUCGAGCGCGCGCUUAGCGACGCGGCAGAGGACUUUCCUCUUUACAAUAGAUGUUCGGUUGCAAUCUUAUGACGUCACGGAAGUAAAAUCGGCGCGGGGAACUAAGACGCUGCCGCUGCCCCCCCCCCCCCCCCCCUAACGUUACCGCUGACACCGAAAAUCAUGUGUUCCGAAACGUAAUAAAGAUUGCACCGUACUACUAACUAGCUUAAACUUGCGUUCUUUUGGUGCCUAUUCGUUUGACAAUAUAGGUUGGUUGCUAAAUGCUGACACGCAAUAAUAUUUUUACACAACAAUAGAUAUUGUAAAAAAAGAUAUUUGAACAAUAUUCAAGCUUUAGCAUAUAAUCCUGCACCCAAUACGGAUUGUUCAAUUUGGGAAUUUCGGACCAUCCAUUCAUCUGUUCUUCGAACUCGUAUUUCUUUGGUGUCUAUUCGAUUGAAGUUGACAUAAGAGUACUAUUUAAAAAAAAACGUGUGCGUGUCAGGACACUCAACAGUAGUGAUAAUUUAAACCUGCUGUCGUUAAAGCGAGAGAAAGAGAAGCCAGACAGAGUGGCGCCAUAACGGUUACGUUACGAAGCGUUUUACCCUCCCAUAAGAAGAUUUCACUUCAAAUAACGAGUGUGCUUUUUAAACACCACGCUACUGAAGUAAAACUUUUUACAAAAAUGAAAAACAAAACGCCAUCUAUGAGCCAUAGGCAUAACUGCAUCGCAACAGGUUCUUGAAGUAUACAAAAAGGGAUUGUUUCAAAGUUCUCUAAGAACGCCAUCUAGUGGUAUUUUAAUAUAACACUGUUCACUAUGCCUGUAGAUGACAGCACACAUCUUAAAAAACUCAACCCAUUACACUUUUCGUAAUGCAUUCACCAAUUUCUUCCCAGCGUGCGAAAAAGUCCCUUUUCAUGAAAUCACAGAUUGAAGGAAAACUGAUGUAGAAAUUGAAUUAAUUUUAUUGAGGUGUUUUCUAAAAUAAAUUAACAUUGAUAAGUAACAAAAACAGCGAAUUUUUAACAUAUACUUGUUGAGGCCUAAAUAAAAAACAAAUGUAUCGAGAAUGUAAUAUAUUUAUUUACUUUUAUAAUCUUUUCCUUUUUUUUAAACAAACAAAUCCACCAGUUUAAUCUUUUAUUAUCGGCAAAAGUACAAUAUAAAAACGCAAGUCUACACAGUUCCUAUUAAGCUAAAGAUUUGCUAAAGUUAUUAUAAAAUAUUUAAGUUAUUUUUAAACCCCACGGUAAAUAUUUAUAUUGCAAUGUAAAUUAUUUGUCCAAUACGUAAUUGCGCAUCGGGCCAAAUGAAAAUUCUGCAAAGUCUAGGAUUCGAUUUUCAUCCGUUGCUCUUUUUAUCAGCGAUGUUUAAAAGAAAUAAAGUAUAAAAAAAAGCAUUUAAUGUGGCUAAAAAAUAACGAAUAAUCCAACUGGUACUCGUAAUUACAUGCAAGUAGUUUUCAAAUUUAAAAUGCACUUUCAGAUGAAAGGGAGUUUUUAUUUUUUUGAAAAAUUCACAAAGAGGAAGUCGCAAAUUCAAAAUGGCACCAAUCAGACCAAAAUAGUUAUAAAAAAUUUAAUUGUUAUUAAGUGUAAUAGGUAAAAUAAAAUAAGAUUUUAUGCACAUUCAAGCAAUGACUGAAUUAUUAGUGUAAGUCUGUAUGAAAUGUAAGAGUUUUUGAAAUAUAGUCUAAUGUAUUUUUUUUAUUAUAUUAAAAAUACUUCGAAAUU
This is a messenger RNA of Bicyclus anynana (squinting bush brown), 3178 nucleotides long. RefSeq lists its product as uncharacterized. The record is from RefSeq and is a predicted model, not a curated record. Lineage: Eukaryota; Metazoa; Arthropoda; Insecta; Lepidoptera; Nymphalidae. Gene Ontology annotation, molecular function: serine hydrolase activity. Bases 520 to 1473 code for a protein of 317 amino acids. The transcript is spliced from 8 exons.